Messenger RNA from Lathyrus sativus (Indian pea), 1635 nucleotides. Lineage: Eukaryota; Viridiplantae; Streptophyta; Magnoliopsida; Fabales; Fabaceae. The record is from the annotation of a GenBank genome assembly.
AUGGGCGACACCAAUACCGAAAGCAGCGAUUUCACCUCCGAAGACGAAGGCACCGAAGAUUACCGACGCGGCGGCUACCACGCCGUCCGAAUCGGCGAUACUUUCAACUCCGGUCGAUAUGUCGUUCAGAGCAAGCUUGGCUGGGGACAUUUCUCUACUGUCUGGCUCGCUUGGGAUACUAAUCAUUCUAGAUAUGUGGCUUUGAAAGUUCAAAAAAGUGCUCAGCAUUACACCGAGGCAGCUCUAGAUGAGAUAACAAUUUUGCAACAGAUUGCGGAGGGAGACAUGGAUGAUAAAAAAUGUGUGGUCAAGCUUUUGGACCAUUUCAAGCAUUUUGGUCCGAAUGGACAGCAUGUUUGUAUGGUUUUUGAGUACCUUGGGGAUAACCUCUUAACUCUUAUUAAGUAUAGUGAUUAUCGUGGAAUCCCUAUCAACAUGGUUAAAGAGAUAUGCUAUCAUAUUUUGGUUGGAUUGGAUUACUUACAUAAGCAGCUUUCUAUCAUACAUACUGACUUGAAACCUGAAAAUAUCCUUCUUUUAUCAACGAUAGAUCCGUCUAAGGAUCCUAGAAAGUCCGGCGCUCCUCUUAUUCUUCCUAAUAGUAAAGACAAAAUGCUAGAGUCAACAGUUUCAAGAGACACAAAAACAUCCAAUGGAGAUUUGUUUAAGAAUCAUAAGAAAAAUAUUAAGAGAAAGGCUAAGCAAGCAGCUCAUGGAUGUGCUGAGAAGGAAGCAUCCGAAGGAGUUGAUGGUAAUCCUGAAACCUCUGGUGCUGUAGAAUCAUCUCCCAGUGCAAGUUCUGCAAGAGAACAAACUUCUAGUUCUGCUGGCACUAGUAAGUUAUCAGAUGCUGAUGAGGCGAAGUCAAAUGAGCAGGGCAACAGAAGAGGAAGCUGCACAGCGAGACAGAAACUGCUUGCCUCUGUUGAUAACAAAUGCAAGUUAGUUGACUUCGGUAAUGCUUGCUGGACAUAUAAGCAGUUUACAAAUGAUAUUCAGACUAGGCAAUAUCGGUGCCCAGAGGUAAUCCUUGGAUCAAAAUAUUCUACAUCUGCAGAUCUUUGGUCGUUUGCUUGCAUAUGUUUUGAGCUUGCAACUGGAGACGUGUUAUUUGAUCCACAUAGUGGUGACAACUUUGAUAGGGACGAGGACCACUUAGCAUUAAUGAUGGAACUUCUUGGAAUGAUGCCACGUAAGAUCGCAUUAGGGGGGCGUUAUUCCCGGGAUUUCUUUAAUAGAUAUGGUGAUUUGAGACAUAUCCGUCGGUUACGAUUCUGGCCUUUAACUAAAGUGCUCACGGAGAAGUAUGAUUUUAAUGAGAAAGAUGCAAGUGACAUGAGUGACUUUUUGGUUUCCAUCCUUGACUUUGUUCCUGAGAAACGACCUACAGCUGGUCAAUGCCUGCUACAUCCGUGGAUGAAUGCAGGUCCGCGUACUUUGGAACCAUCAGUGCCUUCUUCUAAUCACAACCCUGCUGCUGAAACUGCUACUUCUGACCAGGAGAAUAAGGACAAAGAUGAGAGGGAGGCCAUGGAGGCUGGAAUGGGUAAUAUUGCCAUCAAUUCUGAUAUUAAACCAGACAUGCAUUCUCCAUCAAAUAAAGCCUCUCAAGGUAGCCGCAGUUGUUCAUCUUGA